AUGGAAUACAACAAAAGAAGGAAUUCAUUUGAAGAUGGGGUGUUAGGAACAACAUGUCCAAUCCCUCCUGGUAAAAACUUCACAUACAUUCUUCAGGUGAAAGAUCAAAUCGGAAGCUUUUACUAUUUCCCUUCUCUAGCGUUCCACAAAGCUGCUGGUGGGUUUGGAGGUAUCAGGAUUCUUAGUCGUCCAAGAAUUCCUGUACCAUUCGAUGAACCUGCUGACGAUUUUACCGUUCUUAUUGGAGACUGGUACAAGUCUAACCACACCGCAUUGAAAGCAAUUCUAGACCGAGGACAUAAACUACGAAAUCCCGAUGGAAUUCUUAUCAAUGGACGUGGGCCAAAUGUUACAUCCUUUACGGUCCAAAAAGGAAAAACUUAUAGGUUAAGAAUAUCGAAUGUGGGACUACAGAAUUCCCUUAAUUUCCGCAUUCAAAACCACAGGGAUGAAACUUGUGGAGCCGAUCAAUCCGAUCGAGACUACUAUAUUGUCGUCUCCUCUAGAUUCACCAACCCAAUCCUUGCCACUACUGGAGUUCUUCAUUAUAGCAACUCCGCUAGCAAAGUCUCUGGCCCAAUUCCCGGUGGACCAACCAUCCAAGUGGACUGGUCCCUCAACCAGGCUCGCUCAAUCAGGACCAAUCUUACAGCAAGCGGCCCAAGGCCCAACCCACAAGGUUCAUACCAUUACGGCAUGAUCAACACCACCAGAACCAUCAUCAUCCAGAGCUCCGCCGCACAAGUCAACAAAAAACAAAGAUAUGGACUCAACAGUGUCUCAUUCAAACCCACCGAUACUCCAUUAAAACUCGCCGAUUAUUUCAACAUCGGUGGAGUUUUCAGAGUCGGAAGUAUUUCCGAUAAGCCCACCGGAGGUGGGUUGUAUCUUGACACCGCUGUUAUGGGGGCUGAUUACAGAACUUUCGUUGAAAUCGUCUUCCAAAACCCUGAAGAUAUCGUAAUGAGUUAUCACCUUGAUGGCUACCAAUUCUUCGUUGUGGGAAUGGAUGGAGGAGUAUGGAGUAAAGGAAGUAGGAACGUUUACAAUCUUCGAGAUGGCGUUGCACGUAGCACCAUUCAGGUAUACCCAAAAUCAUGGUCUGCAAUUUACGUACCACUUGAUAACGUGGGCAUGUGGAAUUUGAGGACAGAGUUUUGGGCAAGACAAUAUCUUGGUCAACAGUUUUAUUUACGUGUUUACACAAAUUCAGGAUCAAUUAGAGACGAAUUCCCAAUCCCAAAAAAUGCUCGUCUUUGUGGAAAGGCAAGUGGUCGUCACACACGACCGCUAUAAUUUUUCCAUAAAUAUCCAGAAGGUUUGACCUCUAAGCUAAAGUAAAUUAGGAGGUUGAGUUUAGAUAUAAUUUUCACAUAACAUAUGGUGAAUUUAAAAAGUACUAAGAAGUAUUUGGAUUGCGUAUUUAUAGCUGUAAUGUUACAUAAGCUAUAAAUUGGAAUGACCUUAUCUCAAGGUCACCUUUAUUGUUGUAUUUUUUGUUCACACUUAAGUGGAAAUAUUGUUUUGUUUGGUGUUUAUUGAAAAAG
Molecule: messenger RNA, 1547 nt
Organism: Lactuca virosa
Lineage: Eukaryota; Viridiplantae; Streptophyta; Magnoliopsida; Asterales; Asteraceae
Source: the annotation of a GenBank genome assembly